This is a messenger RNA of Lottia gigantea (owl limpet), 2670 nucleotides long. RefSeq lists its product as hypothetical. The transcript is spliced from 2 exons. The record is from RefSeq and is a predicted model, not a curated record. Gene Ontology annotation, cellular component: membrane. Gene Ontology annotation, biological process: G protein-coupled receptor signaling pathway; cell surface receptor signaling pathway. NCBI's taxonomy places the organism in Eukaryota, Metazoa, Mollusca, Gastropoda, Lottiidae. Gene Ontology annotation, molecular function: G protein-coupled receptor activity. Bases 1 to 2670 code for a protein of 889 amino acids.
AUGAUGGUUGUGAGUUUGGUGAUUAUGAUCUGGUUUAUAGCUACUCGCCAGGCUACAACAGACGCUUUUUAUAGAGGAAAUGUAUCAGAUAGUAUAGAAUAUUCGUUACCGUUUGAAGAAGCUGCAAUAUUUCAUGACGAUUUUCUGUCGCAAGCUAAUUAUAUCUACAAACUAUAUUGUCAACAGUCUUGUCAGCAAGUGGACAUCACCAUGAACAACAAAUAUUGUAAAUAUUGCUUUUGUGAUUCAACCUGUAGUUACUAUGGAGAUUGUUGUCCAGAUUAUCCUUACAUCAACCAAUCAAAAUUGAUGCCCCACAGUUGUCUCCCGACACAAUUUCCUUUUCGAGGCAAGUACUUCAAAAUUGUUGGGUUCUGCCCUGAAAAUCAUGAAGAUAACAGAAUGGUUGAAAGAUGCAAAAAAACAUUUGUGUACAAUUGGAAAUCAAUACAACCGGUUUCGGACCAAGAUACAGGUUUAACGUACAAAAACCGGUAUUGUGCUAGCUGUAAUGGUGUUCGUGGUUCUCGAGUUGUACCAUGGGAAAUUGGUGCUAAAUGUGAUGGUGUCACUCCAGAACUAGAUGUGUUAGACAGCAAACAGCAAGUUUAUAUUAGUAUUCUUACCACUGAAGAUUGUAAUGUAGUUUUUGUAAAACCUGACAACAUAUCUUAUCGACCCUGUUCAACAAACGAUUAUAUUCUUCCUAGGCAGUGCAAUUCGACGGGAAUGUCAUCGAUUGAAGAUCCCUUAGUUGAGAAAGGUUGUUUAACAUUCCAAGAAAACAUUGUUCGCUUUUAUCCAAAUGUCUUCUGUUAUAUUUGUAACUCUUUUUUAACAUGGGAAGAAAUCAAAGAUAAUAUUGUAGGACAUGAUUCCAAUGUAUUUCGCCUUGCUCUCUCGGCUUUAUUAGAUCUUGAUGGCUCGGACGAUUAUGAAGAUGAUAAAGUCAACAGCAUGAAAUCAUGUCCAUUCACAGAUCCAUACACAUGUCAGUGCAGAAAUAUAAGUUGUGUUGAAGGAAAGAAGUUCGAAGAUGGUCAAUGUGUGUCUGUGUUUAAACUGACCAAUACUUAUAGAUAUAACGUUUGUUUUCAUGUUCAACUUAACUUUAACUCUAGUGUAAAUUCUCCUAAUGAUACAUUCCUCGAAAAGUUUGUCCAGAAUAUGGCAUCAUUAGACGCUACCUUUGAUUGUAAUUUGUAUACUGAUUAUUUAUCAGAAUGCGGACCUAAUAUAACUUUGAAAUUUCUUAUGAAAUGCACGCUUUAUUUUCGAAACCCAAUAAACAUUGACGUAUUUGAAAAAGCGAUUUUAUUAAUGACUGAAAACAAACUAAAUUUGACUGUUGAUUAUCCGGGAAUAGAGAUAUAUUUGACUGAUAAAUGCAAACGUGUAUCAGGAGCGCUAUACAUAAAUAAUGAUUUAACUGUUCCAUGUUCUAAAUAUCUAACAGCCAAUAUCCUUAUUACUCAAUAUAAUUUCACCUUCGAUCGAAACAUGAAAUCCCAAACAACUUCACUUAUCCUUACCAAAACAUUUUUGUGCCCUAAAAUAAUCUUGAAUGAGGAUGAAGUUGUGGUUUCACCCACAAAUGACUCUCUGUUAAUUCUAGCAACAAACGAAACAAUUGAAGCAUUUCAAGAUGUAUCUGAUGAUGAAGAGUCUGGGUAUUUGGUUUGUGUGGAUGAUUACUUACAUUCACAGCUUGAUAUGUUAAACUGCGACACUGAACCUCCUACUGUGUCUAUAACGCCAAGAUAUUCAACUCUUGGGAUAGUUUCCGGAGUUUGUACCUGCAUUUCUGUUAUCUUUCUCGUUAUAACUUUGGUGAUUUUCCGAUGUGUUAAAAGUUUGAGAACGACCAUUGGAAUUGGCAUAAUUGCGCUUUCUGUGUCUCUGGUUAUAGCCCAAUUGCUAUUUGAAUUCGGUGCCGAGCAGACAGAAACCAGUUGGGUUUGUCAAACCUUAGGAAUACUCACCCAUUUCUUUUGGUUAGCCUCAACGUUUUGGAUGAAUGUCUGCACUUUAAUCCUGUUUUACAAGUUGAAUUUCCCUGUUGAGUCUCGGAAUCUAUCAACUAGACUGUUACUGAUAGCUUCCAAUUUAUAUUGUUGGGGUAGUUCUGGUCUUAUAGUAACCAUUCUAGUCAUGUCCUCUUACUAUACUGAUAAUUCGUAUGGGUAUGGAGGCACCUCGUGUUAUAUUACUAGUAUUAAUGGUCGACGUUAUGGCUUUGCUCUACCAGUUGGUCUUCUUGUUCUGAUUAAUAUACUUCUCUUCUCCUCUACUUUCAUCAAGUUAAAGAUGAACGAGAAGCUGCAAUCAAACCAAGAAAGUCAGAUCAGUAUGUUAGGUUGUCUUAAAUUAUCUGUUAUCACUGGCCUAACCUGGAUCUUUGCUUUCGCCUUUGAAGCUACUGGAAACGUCUCUUUCGCUUAUCUGUUCACGAUAUUUGUGGGAUCACAAGGUGUCGUGAUUUUUCUAACCUUUGUGGGCAAUAAAAGAGUUUUCAGAAUGCUUAAAGCAAGUUUUAAAAGUUCAAGUGAACACUAUAUUCAGUCUAGAAGAGAAAGCUCAAAUGUAGAAAAUAGAAACAAAUCUGUCAAUUUAAAAAGUAAUCCUGAAACUGAAGAGUUUGAUGAAAAGAAGAAAUUGGGACAGAAGUGA